This is a messenger RNA of Linum tenue, 1884 nucleotides long. Lineage: Eukaryota; Viridiplantae; Streptophyta; Magnoliopsida; Malpighiales; Linaceae. The record is from the annotation of a GenBank genome assembly.
CCUAAAUAUAAAAAUUUGCCUACAUAGCAGCACUUGUCUCUGUCUACUCUUUCCUCUCUGCUUCAUCACCACCACCACCACUGCUCUCACUCCACCCUUUCCCCUCUCUCUCGCUUCCCAACGAAACCGCCACAAUGCGGUCGUCGGCGGCAUUGCUCCUUCUCCUAGCUCCGCUACUCCUCUCAGCCGUCUCCGGCCACAACAUCACCCGCCUCCUCGCCAAGCACCCGGAGUUCUCCACCUUCAACCACUACCUCACCCUCACCCACCUCGCCGACGAAAUCAACCGCCGCACCACCAUCACCGUCUGCGCCGUCGACAACGCCGCCAUGGACGCCCUCCUCGCCUCCCGGCCCACCAUCUACACCGUGAAAAACAUCCUCUCCCUCCACGUCCUCCUCGACUACUUCGGCCCCAAGAAGCUCCACCAGAUCACCAACGGCACCGCCCUCGCCGCCACCCUCUUCCAGGCCACCGGAUCCGCCCCCGGAUCCUCCGGAUUCGUCAACAUCACCGACAUUCGAGGCGGGAAAGUCGCCCUCGGCCCCGAGGACAACGGCGGCUCCCUCAACGUCUUCUUCGUCAAGGGGGUCGAGGAGCUUCCCUACAACAUCUCCGUCAUCCAGAUCAGCAAGAUCCUCCCCUCCGACGUCGCCGCCGCGCCCACCCCCGCCCCCGCCGCCAUGAAUUUGACCGGCAUUAUGUCGGCGCACGGUUGUAAGGUCUUCGCCGACACUCUCCUCGCCUAUCCUGAUGCUUCCAAGACUUUCCAGGAGAGUAUGGAUGGAGGAUUGACAGUGUUCUGCCCCAUGGACGACCCAUUCAAGGCCUUCCUGCCCAGAUUCAAGAACCUUACCGCGGCGGGGAAGGUCUCGCUGCUCGAAUUCUUCGGGGUUCCGGUGUACAUGUCGAUGUCGAUGCUGAAAUCCAACAACGGCGUGAUGAACACCCUGGCCACCGACGGGGCAAGCAAGUACGACUUCACGGUGCAGAACGACGGCGAGCAGGUGACCCUGAAGACGAAGAGCACCACCGCAUUGGUGACGGGGACACUGAUCGACGAGCAGCCCCUCGCGGUGUACACGAUCGACAAGGUGCUGUUGCCCAGGGAGCUGUUCAAGGACGCUCCUUCGCCGACCCCUGCACCGGCGCCUGCCCCCGAGAAGGCUGCAGAAGCGCCCAAGUCGGGCAAGAAGAAGAAGAGCAGCAAGGCUCCUCCUUCGUCGGACGACGAUGCUGAUUCGCCAGCGCCGGCUGACGGACCGGAGGCAGAUUCGGAGGAUCAGGAGGCUGCAGAUGAGAAUGCUGCUCUGAGCCGGCUUGCUGGUGUUGGGCAGGUGGUGUUGAAUUUGUGCCUAGGACUAGUAAUGGUGUUGCUGUAGCUGGUAUAUCCCCCAUUGAAAUGUACUCUCUAUCGAUGUAAUCAGGGAAGUCACGGCUCAAAAAUUUUCGUUAUUUGUUUGAGGGCAGGGGAAUAAGGGAAAGGGUAUUUAUGUGCCAUUUGUUUUCUCUUUUUGGUGUGUGGUUUUGGGUUUAGGGUUUGUGAGGGAGAGAGCUUGCUUGUAAUGGAGAGGAACUUGUAUUCUUGUACCUUUAGUGUGUGUUUAUCUUUUCUCUUCUUCCCUCUGGUGAGUAGCAGAUGGUUAUUGCAUUGAAGUUCUUUGGUUGAGAGGAUUUUCUGUUUAGUUGUUUUAUAAGAUAGUAUUGGGGUGCACAGCACAAUCUUUAUGUUAAUUGCAUGUAGUACAUUCAAUGAAAUAUAUAAGUUUGCUGAUACAAAACCCUACUACAAUGUCGGUGUGAAGGUGCCACACUUUAGUCAAUUUGGUUGAUUACAUGGUAGCCACUAGGGUCUAGGGCUGUCGGUUGGUUUGAUUAACCAAA